Messenger RNA from Fusarium musae, 5010 nucleotides. RefSeq lists its product as uncharacterized. Lineage: Eukaryota; Fungi; Ascomycota; Sordariomycetes; Hypocreales; Nectriaceae. The coding region runs from base 1 to 5010 and encodes 1669 amino acids. The record is from RefSeq and is a predicted model, not a curated record. The transcript has 9 exons.
AUGGCGACCAUACAGGAGGCGGAGCAAAUUGUGCGACGGUUGACCAGGAAGUAUGGGUUUCUGAACGAACAAAUGAUGGACGAUAUCGAACAAUUCAAUGCCGAAUAUCGUCGGGAGAUUGAUGAGAACUGGCUGGCGAUGGAAAGCGCUGUAUCGCACUCCGUCAAGAUAUUGGCAAAGCAGAUCUACGGCAGUGGUGCUCGGUUUGUCUUUGAACUUCUUCAGAAUGCCGAGGAUAACAUCUUCAACAAGGCUCGCGAAGCAGAAGCGCUGCCUUUCGUCUCUUUUAAGAUAUAUCCAAAUAAGAUCAUCGUCGAGUGCAAUGAAGAUGGCUUUACAGAGCCAGACUUACAAGCUAUUUGCGCAGUUGGACAAAGCACCAAGUCAGGUUCUCACGGAUACAUCGGCGCCAAAGGUAUUGGUUUCAAGUCCGUAUUUAUCGCAGCAUCGAGAGUUCAUAUUCAGUCUGGGAAUUUCUCGUUCGAGUUUCGGCACAACAAGACGGACCCAGGUAUAGGCAUGGUCAGACCUAUCUGGGUAAAUCCAGUUGAGGCCAUUCCCAGCCCUCUUACCCGUACGACUCUAUACAUCCAUGACCGAGGAGACCCAGACGAACUUCAACAUCUGAAGAGGAUUAUUUCUAUGCAAUUUGAUGAUCUACAGGAAACUUGUUUGCUCUUCCUGCGAAAGCUUGAGCAAAUCAGCCUGGAAUUCUAUGGUGAGAAUGGCGAACUGGAACGAUCAAAGUACUUUCGCAAGCAUAAGAUCGACGACUAUCGCGUAUCUCUGGAGACUACAUCUGGUGUUCGUGGAGACGAGACUACUCGAAGUCAAAUCUAUCAUAUCACAAGACAAAUGGCGACCAACUUGGCCCGGAGCGACAACCGCGAGCUUCCUGAUACCAAAGAGGCUAAGAAUGAUUCCUCCAAGGCUGAAGUCGUUUUGGCUUUUCCAAUUACCGACACCUCUGAACCACUUGUCACUCAGAAGAACCAAGACCUGUUUGCAUUUUUACCUCUCAGAAGAUCCGAUUACAAGUUUUUAAUCCACUCCGAUUUUGAUACGAAUGCCAAUCGGCAGGAUAUCGUCACCACAUCACGCAGGAAUUUCGACCUUCGGGACUGGGUUGCAUCUGCGUUCUUUCAGGCGGUUCUGCAGUUCUGCGAGCAUCCUACACUCUGCUACACCUGGCCUAUGUUCCUCCCGUCCUCCUCAGAUGCUAGUUCCGAUGCAUUCUGGUCAGGCCUUAAUCACGAGAUACAAAGAUUGAUGAAGAAAACGCCAGUUCUGAAAUCCCGAAAUCGAGUCGAUUUGCGCCUGAUAGGCGACGUUGUCAUUCUCCCCCUCAGUGCCCAGGAUGCGGAAGGAUAUCCUUUGUUUGACGACCCGACUAAAGAUCUUUAUCUUUCACCUAGCUACUCACAAGUGGCAAGGGACAUUCUCAAAGGCUACGGGCUAGGGAUCAUGAACAUACUAGAUUUCCUCAACUUACUGGAAACUGAUAUCCGCAGUCCCAACUCCAGGUUCUACGGAGAAAAUACGACCGAUGAAUGGCUCUCAUCUGUGGCACGCGCGUUGUCCAAACAUUACGAGGGCUCUCCGUCUAUACAACAGAGAUUGAAGUCGUUGCCUUUGCUCCCUCUGAGAUCCGGAGCAUGGACAUCGACUACAUCUGGGCCAGUGUAUUUCCCAAAGACGGGGGAUCUCAACAUCCCUGAAUCUUUAGACCUCAAGGUUAUCGCAGUUCAUGCAUCCAGUAAUCCGGAUAGGAGCACCUUAUUCCAACAACUUGGAGUCUGUCAGGCCACAUUUGAAGACGUGAGAGCAUCAAUCCUCAGAUCGUUCACCUCAAAGAAAUCCUUAACGCUCAGAAUCAUAAAUGAGCAUUUGAGCUUUCUUUAUCGGACACACCAGACCGGAAAGCACGGGCCGAAAGAAUACAUGGGGGUAGGGGUCGUCACUGGCGAUUUGGUGGGAAAGAAGCCGCCUGAGACGGAUAUAUAUCUCCCUGGAAAAUCGCAUGCGUACAGUCCUGCAAGCCUUUUAGACAUCGAAGCGGCCUCGCCAGGUUUAUCCGUGGAUUUUUUACAUUCGGCCCACAUGGAAAACACCCCAGACAAGCCGAGCUUAUUACACCCAAGCUGGGAGACGUGGCUAUGCGAUUCUAUCGGUGUACGUGAUCGGUUGAGACUCAUUUCACGAGACAAAAGCGGCUUAUCGGAUGUCUUUCUGUAUGUCUUUGAGCACCAGCCAGAGAAUUUCUUGGGGUUAUUUGAGCAUCUCUGGUUACACGAAAAACCAGGUUUUGUGACAAGUCGGGCUCUCCGAUGGAAGAUUGAAGAUCUACCUGCCCAGAAACUCUGCGGUGUUGACUAUUCAAUCAAGCUAAAGGAAGCCUGGCUUCCCCUCAACGAUUUGCGACAUCUUGUCGACCGUUACAUGGAAUACCCUAAGCAAUUUCCCUUUCUCAAGCUCAAGGAAUUAGAAACAACCGAACAGAUUGGAUCAAAAUGGCAUUUCCUGAGUGACUACUUCUCAGUCAGUAAAGACGAUAGCGUGGAUUUCCUACUCCAAGUACUCCAUUAUAUUCAGAAAUCCUGCCCUAAACGGCCUUCCGAAAGCCAAACUCGAAAGGUGUUUGACUUGUACAUCGCCAUAUACGCCAGACUUACGGUUGCUAGUGAUGGGCCAGAAGCGAGGCUCAAGAUUAAGCAAUUCUUUGACAACGGAGGAGUCCUCGACCCUAAUCAGAAUGAUCCUAUGUGGACAUCAUCCCCGCUUUGUUUAUGGACCGCACCGCCAGAUAUGAUCAUGUUUCACUCUCUUAAGGCUUCCUACAUGGAAAGGAUAGAUAAUGAGAAGUUUAGGAAUAUCGAGAACCUAUUCAAGGGAACACUUGAGAUUCCGGAUGCGUCGCUGGAUAACCUGGUGACCGAGCUGACUGAACUCCGGGAGGAAGGUUGCGAGGACAUACCUCGCAUACGGGCAAUCUAUGAUUACUUGCACAAGGCAAAAAUACCUUUGCCCCGUUUGAAAGCUGCAUUUGAGGCAUCCCCCCUCAUCUAUUGUGAAACGCGACAUGGCGAGUCUGGCUGGUAUAAGACCUCGGAUUGUCUGUGGUCUAGUGAAACAGUUAUCCGUGGAAAAGCCAUUCUGGAUGAAUGUUGGGAGGCUUAUGAGAACUUCUUUGUUGGCAAACUAGGUGUGAGGCUGCUCACCUUGCAGAUGGUCUAUGAUGAACUGCGGCAAUCAUCAGGGACCAAUACGGAAGAGACCAAAGUAGCUGUUCUGUCACUCAAUGGUCUCCUACAAACAGAAACGACACGACUGGAUCCGGAGCCGAUCAGACAAGCCAAAGUCUUUCCGGUCAGAUACCCAACUGGCACUGUCGUUUUGAGCUCUGUGAGCGUUGACUUUGCCAUUGGAGAUCGGGACAAAUUGAAGACGAUGUUUCGUGACAAAAUUGCUCUUUUGGACUUUGAGAUGGAUGAAGUCCGUCGCCUCAGACCGUUGAUCGAAUGGCUGGGACUCCAGUAUCGAUACUUGUCUAACUCUGUUGAAGAAAGUACUUUCAUCUCCAGUGAUUCGGAGCGUCCGAUUUCUACAGCCAACCGAGACCUCAAACGCAAGGCUUACCAUAUUGCUCGUGUCGCUUCUACUUUCAAUAGCCCUCGAUUUGAGGACAACCCGCUCGGUCUCUAUGAGCAACUUCGCACGAUGAGAAUCGUGGAGGUCGAAAGAAUAUCGUCUGUGUUGAAAUUAUUCCAAAACAAACACCCGUUCACGAUCCCAGUUGCAACCGCCAACGAACAUAUUGAAGAUACAACAGGAAACCUCACGAUUUAUGUCCCAAGAGAGCGCAGAGCGCAGGAGCUCUGCUUCGGUUCAGUCCUUCCAAGGAAAUUCGCGGCAUGGCUAAUGCACCCGUCGAAGAGCCUCACCGAUGGACCAGUAGAGACGGACAUAGUUAAGGUCUUGACUGCAGUCUUUGCAACUGAAAGAUUCGUCCUUGAUGAUGUCCUCGACGACCAGGGAAUAUUAACAGUAUCUUUCGACAACCAGGAUGAAGAAGACAACAGCGACGAGGCAGAGGAGCAUCAGGCAGACGAUCAAGAGGAAGAAGGCCAAGAACGACGACUAUCAGAUAGCCGCCUCGAAACCGAUGAUACCUCUACUGAGCAACUAACACCCGAGCGUUCUUCUAUAAAUGCUAGUACACCACCAUAUCGUGGAUCCUCUGGAAAUUCGCCCGAGGGAAGCCCUCCUGGAACAGUCGUCGAGACCAUCUCCCAGCGAAGUCAGAUGUCAUAUCAGCCUUAUUCAGGAAGGCCAUUACACCACCCAACCGACCAGGUUCCUUCAAGCCAGCUUUCGGCUAUGGCGUCACUGCCUGAACAGCAAUCUUUUGAAGAUGCGAGAUAUCGCUCAAUCCUAGACAGGGUUAUUGACAAAGCCCGGAAUGCGGUAUUCCCAUCCAGAGGGUCAUUUGACAUGACCGAUAUGCGGAAUGCUCUACCUGGAGGUGAUACGGACGCUUACCAGAGUUUUGAUGGGAUGGAUGUCAUGGGUCAAUUUCGGUCAACUAAUCAGCUGGAGCGCGACAAGAAGGUUGGGGCUGCAGGCGAGUUAUAUGCUUGGAGAGGGAGAGAAACCGCCGAUCUGGUCUACGACGAUGAUGAGGGACACUUGACAAACACGCUGAUCGGUUGUGGCUAUCUUGGUCAUGAUGCGUGGCAUGGAGCUCGGCCCAGAUAUUAUAUAGAAGUCAAGACAACGACUGGGCCGUGUAGCACCGCGUUCUACAUGAGCGGCAAACAAUACCAGCUGAUGCAGCAAAUUCACCACACCGAAGACCGUUCCGAGAUAUAUAUGGUCUUCCGCGUGUUCCAGCUCGAUAGCGAUGGGAUUGGUCUGUGUGUUUAUACCGACCCAGAGAAACUCAGGCAAGAUGGGCGUCUGCUCUUCAAAGGACAGGCAUGGUCUAUCACCCCAGGAGCCAACACGGGGUAG